This is a messenger RNA of Episyrphus balteatus (marmalade hoverfly), 1228 nucleotides long. Its product is annotated as N(G),N(G)-dimethylarginine dimethylaminohydrolase 1. The record is from RefSeq and is a predicted model, not a curated record. NCBI's taxonomy places the organism in Eukaryota, Metazoa, Arthropoda, Insecta, Diptera, Syrphidae. Bases 258 to 1064 code for a protein of 268 amino acids. The transcript is spliced from 6 exons. Gene Ontology annotation, biological process: arginine metabolic process; positive regulation of nitric oxide biosynthetic process. Gene Ontology annotation, molecular function: dimethylargininase activity; amino acid binding.
AUUUGCAAAAAGUGUCUUCUCGUCUUCAGUUCUGUCUUCUGUGUUGUUUAUUUUUGUCAUCUUCGUUUUUUUUCGAGAAAUCGAACAGCGAACGAAAAACAAGUGUGUACUACUGGAGUUGGAGUGGGCAUGUGUACACACCCGAAUAUGUGCAAUUAAAUAGAAAAAUAAAAAUGUCCAAAUAAAAUUUUUAAUAGUUUAACCUUUUAGCAAAAAUCUAUUGUAGAAGUUUUGUUUUUUAUUACAUUUUAAACAAAAUGUCCCUGAAAUACACUCACGCAAUUGUAACGAGGCUAUCGGAGUCUCUUUGCGGAGUUGCAGAUUUUGAUAUACAAUUGGCGAAAAAGCAACAUGAAGCAUACGUGAGUUUACUGCGAGAAAUUGGUUUAGAUGUGAUUGAAUUGCCACCCGAUGACAGCUUGCCAGAGAGCGUGUUUGUAGAAAACACAGCUGUGAUAUGCAAUGGAGUCGCUUUAAUUGCCAAAUCUAGAAAUCCAAUACGCCAACGCGAGGCUGAUAGCAUGAAAAUUAUUCUUAAAAAAGAACUCGAUAUACCCGUUGUUGAAAUGCCAUAUCCAAAUGCGGUAUUGGAUGGUGGUGAUGUCUUGUUCACUGGUCGAGAGUUUUUCGUAGGACUUUCAGAGCGGACAAAUGAAGAUGGAGCCAGAGCAGUUGCAACAACAUUUCCCGAAUAUCCAUGCACGCCAAUUAAGACAUCUGGAAAUAAACCCUUAAAGUAUUACGUUACUUUGGCUGGUCCUGAUGUCUUAGCUGUUUCAACUUCGGAUAGUUCUCAGCAGAUUUUGAAACGCAUGGAAAGAGAAGCUAGUUUUGCCUAUCAGACUUUAACACUCCCCGAAGAGCAUGCCGCCAAUAUGCUUUAUAUAAAUGGUAAUCUCAUUCACCGAUCGCCAGGAGAGAUUAUACAAUCGCACAAAAUAAUUAAGGAAAAAGUUGAUAUCCCAAGUCGAAAUAUUGAUAUUAGCGAAUUUAGUAAAUUAUCCAGUGGCUUGACAUCGUGUUGUCUUCUUUUACGCCGUUGGAAGUCUAUACGUAGUCUUUAACUAUAGAGCCUUUGCUCUUACCUAAUAUAAUUCAUCCGCACGCACAUAUAGUAAAUGUCUUCUGUUUUUUAUGUUUUAUUAAUUUAUAUAGCGAUUCUUGUAGCAUUAUCAUUAUUAUUAUUAAUGGAAUUAAAGUCUCGAAUUAUACACACGUUAUAGAUAAA